CGAUUAUUUUUGUCGCGAUUGUUAGCCCCUCUUUUUUUUAAUAACAAGUAUCGUAAGAAAAUGAUAAGUACGAAUUUUUGCAGUUGAAUAUCGCUGUUAUCGGCAUUCGCUGAUAAGAGAUAACGAACGUCAAAGCUUUCUCUUAGUCAGUUCUAAUUUUCAAAUUCGACGAAACGGUGACUCGUUCUUUGCGCAUGAACAAGGUUGUUUUUUUUUUUGGUUUUUUUUUUUUUUUUUUUUUUUUGGUUUUUUACAGUUAGGUCGAUGUGAAGGAACGAUAGCGUGGAACACAUAAUUGUGGAAAAUACAGAGAGUGCAGACGUGAUAUUGUAGAUUUUUGCUGCAACAGGUGGUUGACAUUUACCUGCCUCGCGCUGCCUGUGGCAGCUCUGUAGAUUAUCGCUCCGGUGUCAGCGCGAUUACGACCGACAGAAAUGAACAGAAUGAACUGCUUCGCGUGCGAUUAGCGAUGCUUUAACAGACUCUUGCCUUUACAUUUUUGUGCUUGGAAUCCUUGAGCUGGAUCCUCGCCCUUAAAUCCAGUCUAAUCGCACAGAAGGCGCUUCGUUUUGCUGAGCGCGGCCAUUUCAGUAGCGAUUAACCGCGUGGAAACGUUUGUUGCUCAAUGUGAAUUCUGAUGACGUGUUACUGAACACUUACGAUAUGUAGCCUCGUGUUUCUCAACAAAUGCGAUGAUGACGUGCUGAGCGAGGAAAAUAUUUUGGACAAAGUUUUGGACGCAAAAAACGUCGUUCCACACACGGAAGCGACAAUGUCAUUUAUCAGUGUGGUGAGACGGGAGAAGAAAUCGGGCGCGAGCAGAUGCGUUCCGUUGAUCAAAGAGACCAGUUCGAAGUAUUUCCAGAGCUGCAUCGCGCCGUGUGCGGGCGAUUACAUCAGACACCCGGUUCUUUACGAACUGUCAAGCAAAUAUGGAGUGGCCGGCAGUGACCAGGUGCCUUUACCGGCUCGUCUCGACGUGCUACGGGAGCAUAUACGUCGAGAAAUACGCAAGGAGCUGAAAAUAAAGGCCGGCGCGGAGAAGCUGAGAGAGGUCGCGACCGAUCGCAAGUCGCUUUCUGAUGUUGCAACGAUCGUGAAGAAGGCGAACAGCAAGCUGAACGAGCUCCAGGCGGAGCUCCAGCAGCUCGAGAGUCAAAUUAUACUUACGCAGGGCCAACCUCAAUCGCCACAACAGAAUCACUCCAACGGUCAAGACACGCCUCUGUCACCGAUGGGGCCUUCGUCGCCGAGUCAGGAAGGUUUAUUCACGGAUCUUCGACUUCUGUCCUUGGAGAAGCAGCUCAAUAUCGAACUGAAGGUUAAGCAGGGUGCUGAAAAUAUGAUACAGAGUUUAACGAGCGGCCAUCGUGACAAAAAAUUGCUACAGGAGGCUCAACAAAUGCUGGACGAUUCCCGCGCCAAAAUCGAGUUCCUACGCAUGCGGAUUAUGAAGGUAAAACAGGCGCGGCAGCAGCAGCAGCGAGGUGAUGCGCCACCACCGAAUGGCGAAGCAACUAGCAACAAAGACAGGUACGAGCCCAGCUUGGAACUCGCGUUGGAAGAGAGGGUGGAGGAGCUGCGGCAUCGAUUACGAAUAGAGGCAGCUGUCGUAGAAGGUGCCAAGAACGUGAUACGUCUUCUACAAAGUGCCAAAGUCGCUGAUAAGAAGGCCUUAACAGAGGCUCAAGCAAGUCUUGCGGAAUCCAGCAGAAAAUUGGACUUACUCAGAUUAUCUCUCGAGCUUAGAAGACAAGAGCUACCACCCGAUAGCGGCACCGCAGCUCAGUUAAAAAGAGAAUUAGCUAGCGUACAGUCGGCAAGUCCAGUUCCUGUUACUUAUACAUCAUUGCAACCGUUUCGCGGUCCUUUGGAGGGUAAAGCCACUGUACCAGCUUCAGUAUCAAGAUGCGCCGCUGUCACAGGACAAUUAGAGGUAAGGUUAAUGGGAUGUCAAGAUCUAGCAGAAGAAGUGCCUGGACGUACGAGAAGAGAACAUCCAGCUAGUCCUGAUUUACGUAGCUUUGUUAAAGGUGUAACAGGACGCAGCUCAAGCAAGUCAUACAGCGUGAAGGACGAAACAAGCAAUGAUAUAAUGGCGGUUAUAAAAUUGGAUAACCAAACUGUAGGACAAACUAGUUGGCGUCCGUGUUCCCAACAAGCUUGGGAUCAAAGGUUUUCUAUUGAGCUAGAUAAGUCAAGAGAACUUGAAAUAGGCAUUUAUUGGAAAGAUUGGCGAUCUCUUUGCGCGGUGAAGUUUUUACGUUUAGAAGAAUUUAUUGAUGAUGUUCGACACGGCAUGGCCUUACAAUUGGAACCGCAAGGAUUGCUGUUCGCAGAAAUAAAAUUCUUGAAUCCGAUGAUAUCGCGAAAGCCUAAAUUACAGCGUCAACGCAAGAUCUUUAAGCAACAGGUGAAAAAUUUCCCGCGAGCGAAUCAAAUGAAUAUAAACGUCGCAACUUGGGGCAGGUUGCUUAAACGUUCGGCGCCUUCACUGAAUAAUUCUAGAAACUCGGAAAGCCCACCAACAGGACAACAACCAUUGCAACUUGUGUUCGAUACCUCGGUCGAAGACAAACCCGAAACUCCCGGCGAAGUACCCGAUCCAGAAAAGGGUGGAUUGGGUGGUACACGGCCCUUGGGAAUGUCAACGUCGAAUAAUAGCCCAACUCUGCCACGUCCUCCGGAACAUCCUCCUCCGCCGCCACCAACUAUUAUAAAGAAACCUUCUACGCCUGCGCCUACACCACCUCCUAAACUAGAUCAAGAGUUACAGAGUGCAUUAAGGGAGUUUGAUUUUCUGCACAACGAGGACAAGGGGAGCUCUCAGGGUGCAACUUUGAGACCCCUUGUUACAGAGCCCCGUCCUGUGCUGAUUGCACCAUCCUCUCCACGCACACCCUCGCCUCAACCUGUCGUCGAGUUUCCUGAGGAUGAGGUUGUAUAUGAACUGCCAAUCAGACCCCUUCAAUAUAGAGAUAGUGCCUACGAGUCAAGAAGACAUUCUCAGCUUACUGGUAUGACUUUGGAGAACUUCAGGCUCCUCUCCGUUCUCGGUCGCGGACAUUUCGGCAAAGUGAUAUUAUCGCAAUAUAGAAACACCGGAGAAUACUUUGCAAUAAAGGCUUUGAAGAAAGGAGAUAUCAUAGCUAGAGACGAAGUGGAAUCUUUGCUCUCUGAAAAGAGAAUAUUUGAAGUGGCGAAUACGACGCGCCAUCCUUUCUUAGUAAACUUGUUUGCAUGCUUCCAAACCGAGGCGCAUGUAUGUUUCGUAAUGGAAUAUGCAGCUGGUGGUGAUCUUAUGAUGCACAUACAUGCCGAUGUUUUUGGCGAGCCACGUGCUGUCUUCUAUUCUGCUUGCGUCGUUCUAGGAUUACAAUAUUUGCACGAGAAUCGCAUAAUUUAUAGAGACCUGAAAUUAGAUAAUCUGCUAUUAGAUACAGAAGGUUAUGUUAAGAUCGCAGAUUUUGGUUUAUGUAAGGAAGGCAUGGGAUUUGGAGAUAGGACUGGCACUUUUUGUGGUACUCCUGAGUUUUUAGCGCCCGAAGUGUUGACGGAAACUUCUUAUACGCGAGCUGUGGAUUGGUGGGGCCUCGGAGUCUUGAUAUUUGAAAUGCUUGUUGGAGAGUCUCCUUUCCCGGGCGAUGACGAAGAAGAAGUGUUUGACUCUAUUGUAAAUGAUGAAGUACGAUAUCCUCGGUUCCUGUCUUUGGAAGCAAUAGCAAUUAUGAGACGAUUACUCAGGAAGAAUCCAGACAGGAGAUUAGGUAGCAGCGAAAGAGACGCGGAGGACGUUAAGAAACAAGCAUUUUUCAGACACAUUGCUUGGGAUGAUUUGCUUCUAAGACGCGUGAAACCACCAUUCGUUCCAGUAAUUCACUCGGUAGAAGAUGUAAGUAAUUUUGAUGAGGAGUUUACUUCAGAGAAGCCACAACUGACGCCUCCAAAAGAUCCUCGACUUCUCAGUGAUUUAGAACAAUGUUUGUUUAAAGAUUUUACUUAUAUGGCUGAUUGGUGCUAGUAAUUAUUGCUCGACGAGGAAAAGUAUAUAUUUGCAUGUCAUAAUUAAAAAACACGUGCUAUAAUAUUGAAUAAACCUUUAUUGUAGCACGGGACUCGAUUAUUCGCGCGAACAGUAUAUCAUAUAUUAUUAUGUCAUGCGUAUAUAGAAUUUUUUAUUUUUACCAUUAUAUCAACGGAUCAUGGUAAAUAACAUUUACCGGAGAAAUUCUUUUAUUGAAUCUCAGGUUUUCCGCUAAAAUGAGUUAUAUGUUUUUAACAAGUAUUAAAAAAAAAAAAACUUAGUUAUAAUAUAUAUUUACACUUUCUGGUUUUACACACAUGAAAUAACAUAAUAUCGAGUAAGUUGCUUCUCGCAACUAUUGAAUCGAUGAGCUAUGUAAAUAAGUUUGUGAUUUGCAUAGUUUCGAACGUAAUGGUUAAGUUGUGAUUCCGCGAUUGUUAAACGAUAGAAAGAAAAAGAAAGAAAAAAGCGAUAAAAAGCCUGUCAAUCUCUUGUGACAAAGAAGUUUCUUCUCGCAUAAAAGUAAAGAUAAUUUUAGUUUACACUUUUUUUUUUGCAGAAGUGAUCUCCAAACAUUGUCCUGUUAUUAGUAUUAUAUAUGUAUAUGGAUGUCCUUUUGCGUGAAUAUGUAUUAUUUUUUUUAACAAUUUGUUAUCUAUAUAUUACUAUUUUCUGUACAGUAACACGUGGCAAUUACUCGAGGAUUUUAUAAAUAUCCUUUUUGUGUAAAGCUUAAAGGAUAAUAUUAUAUUACAAUAUUAUAAUGCAAAUAACACAUUCACUAAGAAAGCAUAAAGUAAAAUCAAAAUAUAGCUAUACUUGCUCAUGCUCAUGUGAUAAAGAACUGAAAUUAAAGUGGCGCUAUGUAUGUACAACAGUCACCGACGGCAGAUAACACUCAGCGCUUUAAAUAAUUGUUUAUCAUCCUGUUACACAAUAAUUGGAAAUUAAUCUAUGUAUAGCUAUUUUGCGAGAUUAUAAUGAUAUAAUGAAAGAUCAAUGAAUCAUGUGAAUAUACAAUAUCAAUAUGUUUAUACAAUAUUAUCAGAAUCCUUUAGGAAUCCUUUAGGUUCGAUUAAUAUAUAUAAUCCACUUAUAUAUUUGCUAUAUUUCAUUCAUUUCUUUGUGUACAUUCACAGUGUAGUUCAUAAUUUUUAGUAGCUCGUGCUUUUUCAUAUUAUGUUGUAUAUAUAUAUAUAUAUGACUAUAUAACCAAAUAUCGGAAAAAAAUAUUGAAUAAUUCUAUGUUUACUGUAGUUGAGAUAUUGUCAUAGUAUUACACGAUCAGGAUUUUAACUUGACAUUAACUUUGCAUCAAAGUACUGUUGUAAGACGGAUUUGUAUUGGGAUACAAAUAUAUUUAAAUAUUGCUUCAAUAUUUCAGUCUUGUAGAAAUUGAUCUGAAAAUCAAGCAACAUUGAGGUAGCUAUUUUAUACAUUUUACUGAAAAACGGAAAACUCCUAAAUUAGUUUUCUUUGUAAUUGUGAAAAAUGUUUUAUAAAUGCUAUAAAACAUUUUUAUAAAUGCUAUAUUAUUUAAUCCUAUUACUUUAAUAUUUAAUAAUUAAUCCUUUGCAAAACCGUCAUUUGUGUCUACGAUUUCUUCAUACGUAUACAAUCGAACUGACAUUCGUGAUGAUUUCAUCACUUAAAAGGUGCCUACAUCAUGAUGAUGAUUGGAUACUUUUUGAUAACAAGCAAUAAAAAUUCUCUGAAUGUUGUUAUAAUAACAAAGACAAAAAAAUCUUUUGAAUUUGUGAUUUAUAUCUCUGUAUAUAUUUCUUUUACAAGAUUACAAUUGGAAUUAAAAUUGAGUUAUAAAUUUUAUAAAAAUGCAUAUAAUUAAAUAAAUUGGAAAAAGCAUAUUGCAAAUAGAUCUUUAUAUAAAUCAUAUGUAAGACUUAAUAUAGUUUAUCCAAUUUUUUAUCGUGUAUGAAUUAGUUCGUUAUAUACAGAAUCUGUUAAAUCUUGACAGAUCUUAUAGUGCUUAUUCUUACAGAUUUUUUCAAGUUUGUUAUACAGUUACAUUUGCCAAAAUUUAUUUAUAAUAUUGCUUUUAAUAUCGCUCAAAUCAAAAAUUUGUCACAUUACCAACGUCUCUGAACGGAACUGUUUAAUAUCAUAACUAGAAAAUAACAACUUGACUGCAUCAUAUUAAUGAUAGAUUUGAGAUACCCCUUUCGAGGUAAUUUUAAGAUCUAUUUGCCUUAUUGCAAUUACAAAUUGAUAAUCACUUUGAUAACUAUUUUAUACAUAUAUACAAAUAAUUAAAUUUGUCGAUAAUUACUUGAAUACUACAGAAUUUUUAAAUGUGCCUGUUUUAUAUAAUUAAUGUAAAUACGUUUUACAUAAUAUUUUAAUUUUUUAAUGUUUUA
Molecule: messenger RNA, 6399 nt
Organism: Pseudomyrmex gracilis
Lineage: Eukaryota; Metazoa; Arthropoda; Insecta; Hymenoptera; Formicidae
Gene: Pkn
Product: serine/threonine-protein kinase N
Exons: 18
Coding region: 773-4021 (1082 amino acids)
Biological process (GO): signal transduction; protein phosphorylation
Molecular function (GO): protein serine/threonine kinase activity; small GTPase binding; ATP binding
Source: RefSeq, a predicted model, not a curated record